Anneissia japonica is the source of this 4201-nucleotide messenger RNA. RefSeq names its product xanthine dehydrogenase/oxidase-like. Gene Ontology annotation, molecular function: FAD binding; molybdopterin cofactor binding; oxidoreductase activity. The record is from RefSeq and is a predicted model, not a curated record. The transcript has 27 exons. Lineage: Eukaryota; Metazoa; Echinodermata; Crinoidea; Comatulida; Comatulidae. Bases 1 to 3480 code for a protein of 1159 amino acids.
AUGGCGGUGACAACAGUAGAGGGCAUUGGGAGCUUGAAGGCGGGACUACAUCCGGUUCAGAAUAAUGACUUCACUGAUACAGAAUAUUUGGCUUGUAAUGGUGGAACACAAUGCUGUAGAUCUGAGGGUGGAAUCCAUGGGAUGUUAGAAAAUGAAAAACCGAAGCCUUUAAGAUUUACCGGUGAUGACGUCACUUGGCUGAGACCUAUCAAUCUUCACCAACUCUUCGAUAUCAGAAAACAGUUUCCAAAUUCAAAACUGGUUGCAGGAAAUACGGAAGUAGGUGUCGACACGAAUCUGAAGAAAACGAGAUAUCCAAUAUUAGUUUCACUUGCCCACGUUACUGAGUUGAACUCUAUUGAAUCAUGUGAUGUUUGUGUCAAAAUUGGAGCAUCAGUGACACUAUCGAGAAUUCAGAAUUUUUUAAGUAACUUAAUGAAUGAGCUUCCAGAUCACAAAUGUAAAUCUUUGGCCGUAAUUGUCGAUAUGCUUCAUUGGUUUGCCGGUGAGCAAAUACGAAACGUCGCCUCUAUUGGUGGUAAUAUAAUUACCGGAAGUCCUAUAUCUGAUUUGAACCCGAUAUUUAUGGCGGCUGGAUGCACUCUUGAGGUUGCCGACACAGAAGGGGUUCGGCGUUUAUUUCCAAUUGCAAAUAACUUCUUCACUGGUUAUCGGACAAAUGCGAUGGAGCUCAGUGAGACUCUUAUAUCAAUCACUGUUCCAUACACAAAUAAGUCGGAGCAUUUCAAAGCAUUUAAACAAGCCCAUCGCCGUGAUGACGACAUAUCUAUAGUGAAUGCUGCCUUCAGGGUGGACUUACAAGAUGACGUCAUCCAGAGCUGUUCCAUGGCAUUUGGUGGAAUGGCACCCACAACAAAAUUAGCAAGUAAAACGAUGAACAAGAUUAUUGGAAGGACGUGGGAUAAAUCAUUGCUUGACGAUACAACCGUACUCCUCGCCGACGAGAUGUCCCUUCCACCUGACGCACCUGGCGGGAUGGUUGAGUACAGACAGUCCCUCGUACUCAGUUUCUUUUUCAAAUUUUAUCUGAGUGUGAGACAACACUGUUCAUUUCCAGAGAAUACAUUUGUCAAUGUACAAUCAGUAGAUAUGUCAGCAACACAUCCUUUUAAAAGAGCCGGUGUACGGAGCACUCAGAUGUUUCAGGAGGUUCCUGAAGAUCAACUCUCUGUUGAUCCUGUUGGCCGCCCAAUGGUUCAUUCGUCUGCCUACCAGCAGGCUACUGGAGAAGCUGUCUACAUCGAUGAUAUGGUUCCAUUUCAAGAUGAACUGUACAUGGCCAUUGUAUUCAGCCAGAAAGCACAUGCAAUACUCAAGUGUGUUGACGCUACAGCAGCGUUGCGCAUGCCUGGGGUCUAUGCGUUUAUCGACCACAAUGACGUCACAGGAAGUAACUUUUUUGGUGAACUUGGGCAGGGCGACGAACUCUUCGCUACAGUAAAGGUAACUUGUGUCGGCCAGUACAUCGGAGGAAUCGUAGCAGACAACAAGCAGAUAGCCCAACGAGCAGCCAGAAUGGUUCGUGUGGAAUACCAAGAAUUGGAACCAAUCAUCUCCAUUGAAGAUGCCAUAGCGAAAGAAAGCUACUUACAGCCAAUCAGAACAUUGGGAAUCGGCAACGUGUCGGAUGGGUUUAAUAACUCAGACCAAAUAAUUAAAGGCGAAAUCAAACUCGGUGAACAAGAGCACUUUUACUUAGAAACACAAUCUGGAUUAGCUCUACCAAAAAGAGAAGACAAUGCCAUGGAAAUCUUUUCCGGAUGUCAAGAUCAAAAAUUUAUUCAGGCAAGAGUUUCAAGUGUUCUCGGAGAACAGUUUCACAAGAUCACGAUUCGAGUGAAGAGACUUGGAGGCGGCUUUGGCGGGAAAGAAACACGUAGUUGGAAUCUUUCUGCUGCUCUUGCGGUUGCAGCCAAAAGAGUUGGGCGACCAGUGCGAUGUAUGUUUGACCGCGAUGAGGACAUGUCGAGUACGGGAACCAGACAUGCUUUUCUGGGACGUUAUAAGGUUGGCUUUACUAAUGAGGGCAAGAUACAAGCAUUGGAGAUUGAUAUGUACAGCAAUUGCGGAAAUUCUCAGGAUUUGUCAAUCGAAGUAAUGGAUCGUGCCAUGUUUCAUGUGCAAAACGCCUAUUACAUCCCUAAUGUAACAACUAGAGGGUACUGUUGCAGGACCAACAUCCCUUCGAAUACAGCAUUUAGGGGAUUUGGAACUCCUCAGGCUUUGAUGAUGGCAGAGAACUGGAUCUCUGACAUUGCGUUGGUGUGUGGCAUUUCACAGAGAAAGGUGCGGGAGAUUAACCUGCUUCAAGAUGGCGAAGCGACAUACUACAACCAGAAAGUGCAGGACGUGUACCUAAUGAAACGAUGCUGGAACGAAUGCUUGAAUAAAAGUGCUUAUGAAAUGAGGCAAUUACAAGUAAAAGAGUUCAACAGAUCAAACAGAUGGAAGAAGAGAGGAAUAUCAAUAAUCCCACUCUCGUAUGGAGUCGGCUUUCAUGCCAAAUUUAUGAAUCAGGCAGGGGCGUUUGUGAUAAUUUAUACCGAUGGAAGUGUUUUAUUGACACAUGGAGGUGUUGAGAUGGGUCAGGGGCUGCACACUAAGAUGAUCCAAGUUGCAAGCAGAACCCUGGGGAUUGCGUCUAACAGAAUUUAUACGAGUGAAAAUUCAACGAACACAGUACCAAAUACGUCACCAACUGCAGGGAGUGUUAGCUCAGAUCUGAACGGAAUGGCAGUUAAGAUUGCAUGUGAGAAGUUAUAUCGAAGACUUGAGCCUUACAGAAAACGAGAGCUAAAUAAAACGUGGGAUGACUGGGUUAAAGCAGCAUAUUAUGAUAGAGUUAGUUUAUCUGCCACGGGGUUCUACAAAACCCCUGACAUUGGCUAUGACUGGGAUACCAAGUCUGGCGAUCCCUUCUAUUACUUCUCGUUUGGUGCGGCCGUGUCUGAGGUUGAGAUUGAUUGUCUGACUGGUGAUCACGUGGUUCUGCGGACUGACAUUGUCAUGGAUGUUGGAGACAGUAUCAACCCUGCCAUUGAUAUUGGACAGAUUGAGGGCGCUUUUAUGCAAGGUUAUGGUUUAUUCACUUUGGAAGAGCAUCGUUGGAGUCCCACUGGUAAUUUACUGACAAAAGGACCCGGAUUUUAUAAGAUACCUGGCUUCACAGAUAUUCCUGUUGAAUUCAACGUUUCUCUCUUGGACGGGGUGCCGAAUAAAAAAGUGGUCUGUUCAUCUAAGGCAAUUGGUGAGCCCCCUCUUUUCUUGGCUGCCUCUGUUUUCUACUCCAUCAAAGAUGCUAUCCGUUGUUCCAGACGCAAUUCUGGUAUCGAAGGAAUCUUCCGAUUGGACAGCCCAGCUACUGCUGAGCGAAUUAGAAUGGCCUGCGCUGACAAAUUCACGGAAAAGAUCUCGUCUGCUACACCUGGAACAUUUACCCCAUUCUUUGUUCGCUCCUAAAAAGCAACAAAAAACUAUAAGUGUGAAUUUACAAUGUCUCAGUAAGGGUUACUUGGGAGUUUUUUUGUAUUAAGUAUAGAUAAUAUUCGAGGUCAAGAAUAGCAGUUUGUGGUACAGUACACAUUUACUUGAUAUCUACAAUAGAUACUAGAGAUAGUUAAAAACAUUUAUAGAAAACUUAGAGCUUUCUAAAAAUCAACAUUAUUAGUAAUUUAUUGUAGUUAUGUAAUUUUGUUUCUUCAUGAAUCUUUUAACUUUAUUUGCGAUUUUAAUCUAAUAGCGCAAUCAACUACCGUACCUUCUUUAUCCAAUUUGAAUGUUUUCAUUGUAAUGAUGUUAAUACGGCUCUUUUCUGCCAAAAAUGCUGGAACGUGUGAUAUAUUGUUUUGCCUAUAUUUGGGAUUUUACAUAUCGGCGCGCAUUUUCAUUGUAAUUGAUGUUAAUACGGAGGAUACAGUAUUAAGUUCUAGCAUUGAUUGCAUGUCAUAGCUUCGUAGCAGCAAAUCUGUUUUCUAUUGUCGAGUCUAUAAUAUUAAAAAUUCAAGCUGUCAUAUCGUUAGGAUUGUUGUGUUAGGGUGUAAUAUAGUGUCUGUCAUCAUCCUGUACUUUGGUAAACAGAUGUGGCUCUCUGACAAUAAUCUGUUAUGGUGACACGUCUGACUGGCUGUUUUCUUAGCCAAUAGAAGUUGAAAAGAAUUCUCAUCUCAAGUUCCAUUUUUAC